Messenger RNA from Teleopsis dalmanni, 1950 nucleotides. Its product is annotated as succinate--CoA ligase [ADP-forming] subunit beta, mitochondrial-like. Gene Ontology annotation, cellular component: succinate-CoA ligase complex; mitochondrion. Gene Ontology annotation, biological process: tricarboxylic acid cycle; succinyl-CoA metabolic process. The record is from RefSeq and is a predicted model, not a curated record. Lineage: Eukaryota; Metazoa; Arthropoda; Insecta; Diptera; Diopsidae. The coding region runs from base 1 to 1884 and encodes 627 amino acids. The transcript has 8 exons. Gene Ontology annotation, molecular function: succinate-CoA ligase (ADP-forming) activity; ATP binding.
AUGACGCGUGAAGAAGAGGAAGAAGUACGUUCACUGCUUAAUCGCCAUCAAGAACGUAUUAUUCUUGAUUUGGGCGGUACUGAUCUCGUAGCAAUACUUGUCAAAAAUUCUGUGUUAACACAAUCCGAAGAGGAUCUAUUAUUAAAACCCUAUCCGUCAGAUAGCAAUCCGCCAUCUAGCGUGCCUUCAAGUGUUACCGUUACGAAGAGAAAAUUAAGUGCCGUGGUCAGUAGUGGCAGUGGCAGCAGUGCGGGCGGCAAUAAUUGCGGUGAUUAUAGUUCUAGUAUAGCCGGUUCUAGUGCUAAUAAUUCGCGUAGUGCCAGUGUAAACGGUGAUCAUGCGCAAAGUGAUAAUCGCUCCAUAACACCAUCUGUGGUGAGCGUGAAUGGAGUCGGUGGUGUGAAUAGUGUUUGUGAUGAGAAUAGCGUUGGUGUCGGGGUUGUCGAUUACUGCACCAAAGAUGAUUUGAAUUCCAUAAACGAUGCCGAUAUUCUACGUUUGCAGUGCUCCAAUUUAAUUGAGAUCAUUGCUAAAAGCGGUUUCGAGAAAUUCAAGCAAUUUUGCUAUGCAAUUGAGAGUGAAUGCCCCCAAUUGAUUGAGGAUUUAAUUAAUGAUCGACUCAAAUUCGGUGUUGCAAAAUCUGCAAAAGAAUGCUCAGAUAUUGCCAAAAAAUUGGAGACAACAAAUUUAGUAUUGAAAGCACAAGUUUUAGCCGGAGGCCGUGGUGUAGGAACUUUCAAGAAUGGUCUUAAAGGCGGUGUACGCGUUGUAUUCACACCGGAAGAAGCUGAAAAGAUUGGAGGAAAAAUGAUCAAUCAAAUAUUAGUCACUAAGCAAACCGGUGCAGGUGGACGUAUUUGCAAUUCUGUUAUGGUCGCCGAACGCAAAUUUCCCCGUAGAGAAUUUUAUUUUGCAGUAAUGAUGGAGCGUGCAUUUAAUGGACCUGUCAUAAUUGCUUCCUCUCAAGGUGGUGUAAAUAUUGAAGAUGUUGCUGCCUCAAAUCCAGAAGCUAUUGUUUAUGAACCAGUUGAUAUUAAAUGUGGUUUAUCGGAAGAACAAGCUCAAAAAGUCGUGAAAGCUGUUGGCUUGCAAGAUCAUGAAGAGAGUACCGUAGAAAUGUUAUUAAAUAUGUAUAAAUUAUUUAUAGAGAAGGAUGCUUUACUAAUUGAAAUCAAUCCUUAUGCUGAAGAUGCGCUUGAAGGAAGUGGAGAAUGUGCAAGUUUUUUCGCACUCGAUGCCAAAUUCCGUUUCGAUGAUAAUGCUGAAUUUCGACAAAAAGAAUUAUUUGCUCUUCGCGAUUGGACACAAGAGGAUCCAAAAGAAGUGGAAGCCGCCAAAUACCAAUUGAAUUAUAUUGCUUUGGAUGGCAAUAUUGGUUGCAUGGUUAAUGGUGCUGGUUUAGCAAUGGCUACCAUGGAUAUUAUCAAGCUAUACGGUGGCAACCCAGCCAAUUUCUUAGAUGUCGGUGGUGGUGCUACCGCAGAUGCGGUAAAACAGGCUUUCAAAAUUAUUACCUCUGAUCCAAAUGUUCAUUGUAUAUUGGUUAACAUUUUCGGUGGUAUUAUGCGUUGCGAUAUUAUUGCCCAGGGUAUUAUCGCUGCUGCUAGAGAUUUGAAAAUGAAAAUGCCAAUCGUUGUCAGAUUACAGGGUACAAAUGUGAAUGAGGCCCGUCAAUUGAUUAAAGAUUCUAAGCUGAGGAUUAUACCACGUCACGACUUGGAUGAAGCUGCCAAUUUAUCUGUGCAUUUGGCUAAAAUUGUGCAAUUAGCGCGUGAAAUGAAUAUGGAUGUUAGCUUCGAGAUUCCUGAUAGCGCCAAUGAAAAAGAUAAAGGCGGUAAAGGUGGUAAAGAUGGUAAAGAUUCAUGCGCAACUAAAAAGAAAUAAUGAAAACCAAAGUGCGACUGAAAUUCAAGAACUGCAAGAAUUCAAUAAAAAUUUAAAAGAAAAAAA